This is a messenger RNA of Arabis nemorensis, 1119 nucleotides long. The record is from the annotation of a GenBank genome assembly. Lineage: Eukaryota; Viridiplantae; Streptophyta; Magnoliopsida; Brassicales; Brassicaceae.
AUGUCUGCUGCUGUUAUAGAGGGAAAUGAUGCUGUAACCGGUCAUAUUAUUUCCACUACGAUUGGGGGCAAAAAUGGUGAACCGAAGCAGACAAUUAGUUACAUGGCUGAGCGGGUUGUUGGAACGGGAUCAUUCGGAAUUGUUUUCCAGGCAAAAUGCUUGGAAACUGGAGAAUCAGUAGCCAUUAAGAAGGUUUUGCAAGAUCGUCGCUACAAAAAUCGUGAGUUGCAACUCAUGCGACUAAUGGAUCACCCAAAUGUCAUCUCCUUGAAGCAUUGUUUCUUCUCUACAACAAGUAGAGAUGAACUCUUCCUUAACCUCGUUAUGGAGUAUGUACCUGAGACUUUGUACCGGGUUUUGCGGCACUAUACUAAUUCGCAUCAGAGGAUGCCCAUUUUCUAUGUCAAACUUUACACAUACCAAAUUUUCAGAGGUUUGGCUUACAUCCAUACUGUUCCUGGUGUUUGCCACAGAGAUGUGAAACCACAAAAUCUUUUGGUUGAUCCCUUAACCCAUCAGGUUAAGCUGUGUGAUUUUGGAAGUGCAAAAGUAUUGGUCAAAGGUGAAGCAAACAUAUCAUAUAUCUGCUCCCGUUAUUAUCGAGCUCCAGAACUCAUCUUUGGAGCCACUGAGUAUACAGCAUCCAUAGAUAUAUGGUCUGCUGGUUGUGUUCUGGCAGAGCUUCUUCUUGGCCAGCCGUUAUUUCCUGGAGAAAAUUCAGUUGAUCAACUUGUGGAGAUCAUAAAGGUUCUUGGUACUCCAACUCGAGAAGAAAUUCGAUGUAUGAAUCCAAACUACACAGACUUUAGAUUCCCCCAAAUCAAAGCUCACCCUUGGCACAAGGUUUUUCAUAAGCGGAUGCCUCCAGAAGCCAUUGACCUUGCUUCUCGGCUUCUUCAAUAUUCACCAAGUCUACGUUGCACUGCGCUCGAAGCAUGUGCACAUCCGUUUUUCAAUGAACUCCGAGAACCAAACGCCCGUCUCUCAAAUGGUCGUCCAUUACCGCCAUUGUUCAACUUCAAACAAGAGUUGAGUGGAGCUUCAUUGGAGCUGAUCAACAGGCUUAUACCGGAGCAUGUGAGACGGCAAAUGAGCACAGGAUUACAAAGGGAUGUCUGA